AUGGGGGACUCCAGCGAUUCUGUUUAUGUCGAUAUAGAGUCCAGUUAUCUAGUCGGAAAGGAGCAUCUUGUGAAAACUGGUCAUGGUUCUGUCUCUGUUGUGGUGUUUGGGGACCGGGACAAGCCAGCUCUUAUUACUUAUCCCGAUUUAGCUUUAAAUUAUGUGUCCUGUUUUCAAGGAUUGUUCUUUUGUCCAGAAGCAUUUUCUCUGCUUCUCCACAACUUCUGUAUAUACCAUAUCUGCCCUCCUGGGCAUCAGUUAGGAGCUGCUGUAAUUGGAAUUGAUGAACCUACAAUAUCUGUUGAUGAUUUAGCUGAUCAGAUUGCUCAGAUUCUUGACUAUUUCGGACUCGGUGCAGUGAUGUGCAUGGGUGUAACAGCUGGAGCUUAUAUUCUUACCCUAUUUGCAGUAAAAUACACGCAACGUGUAAUGGGUUUGAUUCUUGUUUCCCCUCUAUGUAGAGCGCCAUCCUGGACAGAAUGGUUAUGUAAUAAGGUGAUGUCAAAUUUACUUUACAUUUGUGGCAUGUGUGGUUUCGUGAAGGAAUUGUUGCUCAUACGGUACUUCAGCAAGGAAGUUCGUGGUAAUGUAGACGUCCCAGAAUCAGAUAUAGUUCAAUCAUGCAGAAGAUUAUUGGGCGAGAGGCAGAGCCCAAAUGUGCUGCGGUUUCUUGAAGCUAUCAAUGGGAGACCGGACCUUACUGAAGGCCUAAAGAGACUAAAAUGUCGAUCUCUGAUAUUUGUUGGAGAAAACUCUCCUUUUCACUCGGAGGCUCUCCACAUGACUUCAAGAUUGGAUCAGAGAUUCAGUGCCUUAGUCGAGGUCCAAGCGAGUGGGUCAAUGGUUACAGAAGAACAACCGGAUGCCAUGUCCAUACCACUGGAAUAUUUCCUUAUGGGCUAUGGCUUUUAUCGGCCAUCUGAGUUCAACGUCAGCCCGAGGAGCCCCUUGAGCCCAACUAGUAUUUCGCCAGAGCUUUUCUCACCGGAAAGCAUGGGUGUGAAGUUAAAACCAAUAAAAACUAGAAUUGCCGUGGAAGUGUAA
Messenger RNA from Fraxinus pennsylvanica, 1044 nucleotides. Lineage: Eukaryota; Viridiplantae; Streptophyta; Magnoliopsida; Lamiales; Oleaceae. The record is from the annotation of a GenBank genome assembly.